AGAGUUCUGGACAUUUCAUCAGGCGACAACAUGCCUGCUCCCCGGCUGUGAGCCGUUGAUUGUAUGAAGUCCGUUUGUAAAGUCGCUGUUGAAUUAUUCACAUCCGGAAGAACUCACAGUUCAGCCUCAGCUCGUCGACUCGGAGGAGAAAUGUGUAAAGAGCUCAAGACCAAAGUGCUGCGGCUGCUGUCGCCGACUUCCAACGGGCCAUGUGUUCAUCAGCAGGGCCAAACAGAUAAUGCUGAGAUUCUGAGUUGUACAGUAAAAUCUCUGAAGGAGGGCCAUGUUGUCGGCGUGCCCACAGACACCAUCUACGGCCUGGCAUGUCUGGCCCAGAACUCUGAAGCCGUCAGAAAGACCUACGACAUCAAAGGACGAAAUGGACAUAAACCGCUGGCCAUCUGUGUCGGAGAAAUCCAGGAUAUCUAUAAGUACUGUAAGGUGAAGGUGAAGGAUGGGCUGUUAGGUGACCUGCUGCCUGGUCCUGUCACGCUAGUGUUCGAAAGAUCUCAAGUACUGAACACGGAUCUCAACCCCUUUACUUCACUUGUCGGUGUUCGUAUCCCGGACGACGCCUUCAUGAGACGCCUUUGCCAGAUGUGUGCCGAACCACUCGCUCUCACCAGCGCUAACAUCAGCUCUCACACCAGCACCGUGGCCGUGCAAGAGUUUCAGGAGCUCUGGCCCAAACUGGCAGUGGUCGUAGAUGGCGGACCGAUAGGAGACCACAGCCGCCUCGGAUCAACAGUGGUCGACCUAUCGGUUCUCGGCAAAUACCGCAUCAUCAGACCCGGCUGUGCUCUUUCUUCUACGGUUGAUGUGCUGGAGCACAAAUAUGGACUGUCAGAGGACUCGGGGGGUGAAGAUGAACCUUUGAACUCUCCGCCCUCCACAUCACGCGCUGAGACGCACAACCGCCGCUGACCGCUGGCUUCUUCAGAAGAGAUGAACGCUUUUCAUGUUCACAUGGAAGAAUGAGUGUUUCCCGAGGAAGGACUAGAACUCCAGAACGACUCUGCGGCUCAAAUGGUUCUGGUGGCCGCUUUACGGUCUGGAGGAACUUGUUUCCUUUGAUGACCUUAUUCUCUGACCAACUAUGUGAUCAUGGGUUCAUGUGGGAUCUUAAAGUGUCACAGUUCUCUACCAUCUUUUUAGAAACACAGACCAAGGUCAGCUAUAUUGUAUUGAAUUUAUUUUCUUUGCAUAUAAUUAAAACUGUACAACUUUUUUUAUUGUCAAAACAAUGUGGCUUAACAGAAAAUACAAUUUUUAUUAUAUUAUUUCUAUACAGGUUAGAGGUCUCAUUGGGUUCAUUUUAUGGCUUAAAUGUAAUAACAUAUGGGAUGGAAGGAGUUCUGUAAAUUGCAUUGACUAUACAUCAAGUCCAGAACUAUAUUUUAUUCUCUUAUGAAUCUCCUAUAUUUAUUUGAUCUGCAUGUCAUUUUAACCGUGUGAACAUUGCACUACAGCGACAGCUACAAUAACUGUUUUAUGGCGGACCCUAAAAUACAUUUACAAGUUUGAAAAUACCGUAAUAUUUCAGAUUUAUGUUGGUCAGCAUGUUGAAUUAGUGGAUGAACAAUAUGUAAUUCCUCUGCCAAUUUGCACAUUACAAACUGGAGCGAUGGAUUGCGCAACCUUUGCGCAGCCACAAUAAAAGUUUUUUUUCAGUA
Molecule: messenger RNA, 1673 nt
Organism: Cyclopterus lumpus (lumpfish)
Lineage: Eukaryota; Metazoa; Chordata; Actinopteri; Perciformes; Cyclopteridae
Gene: yrdc
Product: yrdC N(6)-threonylcarbamoyltransferase domain containing
Exons: 6
Coding region: 64-924 (286 amino acids)
Biological process (GO): regulation of translational fidelity
Cellular component (GO): cytoplasm
Molecular function (GO): nucleotidyltransferase activity; double-stranded RNA binding; tRNA binding
Source: RefSeq, a predicted model, not a curated record